This is a messenger RNA of Colletotrichum godetiae, 1326 nucleotides long. RefSeq lists its product as uncharacterized. The record is from RefSeq and is a predicted model, not a curated record. Lineage: Eukaryota; Fungi; Ascomycota; Sordariomycetes; Glomerellales; Glomerellaceae. Bases 249 to 1085 code for a protein of 278 amino acids. The transcript has a single exon.
CCAUUGCCUUUGCCUUAUACAAACCACGGGCCCGGCUGUACUACCUUCCCUGCCUCCUGCGGACCCGGAGGUGGCCUUGAGACUUGGGUAUCUUUUCGCGUACUGGGCAGCUGGCAGGUACCUACGUCCGCUGUGGCAGGUACAACCUUCACUGCAGCUAGGAAGGUACAGCUGGAUUGGCAUUAGGCCUGGAUCGCACUUACUACUUUGGGCGAUCUGCUCUGUGCAUGCCUACGUAGUAGAUUUCGAUGUGUGGCAGGUGCGAGAUGUACUCUGUACUUGGUACCUGCUUUCAGGCGGUCUCCUGCCAUCAUCCCUUCCCACCCCUUCCUCUCUUUCCCUCCAAUAAUCGCCAUCGUCACCAUCCCAACCUUCCACCACAUGUUUUCACUCGCCUUGGUCUUCUAAUUCCUCGAGACUUCUUAAAUUUCUUCUUCUCCAUAUCCCAUUUCUUUUACGCCCUUCUUGUUUUUUUUUUAUUCCUUGCGCCCGCCCAGUCCCGCAACCUCCUCCCCGGGACUUCAAUUUUACCCUCUCCUUCUCGACCAGAAUACCCAGUUGAGAAGCUUCCGUCAACACCUUUUCCAAACCGGCGGAAGAGAGAGAGAGAGAGAGAGAGAGAGAGAGAGAGAGAGAGAGAGAGAGGGAGGGAAGAAAAAACAAAGAGGGUAAAUCUUGGUACUAACCCCGGCUCUCGGCAGGUAGAUAGCUUGCCCGCUGUCUCGUCAACGCAAAUACUUGUACCUAACGGAUACCUUCUCAACGUCACGCUCCGUCUCCGAUCCCGAGGCCUCUCGUUAUUCAUCAUCCUUUUUUUCCUUUUCUACGGAUAUCCACCCGGUCAUAAGCCUUCAGUUCCUUGGUUCCCUCCGUCCAAGGUCUCACUUUUGGCUGCGAACUCGAGGCGAAAUCCACUCUUGCCAUCCAGCUUCUACCGGCUCACCUCACCCAGGGCUGCGCCUGUCUUGCCUCUCAGAUCGGGGCACAGCCUGCCUCUGCUGUGCAGUCGAGCCCACACCCGUGGACUCGCCAGAAAAAUCCCGCCCCACCAGCCCUCGGCCGCCGAGUAUCUUACAAGUCCUUGACUCGACUACCAGGGACUUCGGAGUGGCUUUUCGCCACUGAUCAAGUCAGCCGACCCCACCACGACUCCAACAAGAGGGCCCCUCUGUACCGCCCUGUGGUCCUGUGGGUUCGACCUGCAACCCCGGCACCACGAGCCUUUGGGAACGCACGCUUUGCACGACACCCCCCGGUCUCAGCGCUCGAGACCCCUACCUCCCCCCAGUGCCACCUGCAUCCAGCGAGGACCCAGAACCUUUUAGA